AUGGUAACAGGCUACACCCCGGAUCAGGAGAUUCAGGUGAAGAAGUAUGACGGAUACUGGGACGGGGCAGCCGAUGUGGAUACCAUUACAUUCAAAUACAUCAAGGAUGACAGCACGCGUGCCCUUGCGCUGCAAUCGGGUGAGAUCGAUGUAGCCAGCAACGUGGGACGAAGCAGCUUGGCAUUGUUCCAGGAUCAGAGUCAAUAUACGAUUGAUGAAAUCCCGAGCCUGCGUACACAGUUUGUAUGGUUUAAUCCGACGUACCCGUUUCUAAACCCGAGGCCGAAAGUACGGCGUGCAAUCUCGUACGGCAUAGACCGUGAGAUGUAUGCAAACACACUGGUGGGCGGUCAGGCGGCCAAAGGACCGUUUACCUCGGCUCUGCCUUUUGGCUAUGAUCAGGUCAAGGGAUAUGGCUAUGAACCGGAGACAGCCAAGAAGCUGUUGGAUGAGGCUGGCUACAAGGAUGCGGAUGGGGACGAUAUUCGGGAAAAAGACGGACGAAAGCUAACGCUCCAAUUGAUUCUCAAUUCGGCUUACGAAUCGGACUCCAUUGUGGCUGCUGCAAUGCAGUCCCAACUCAAGGAGAUUGGGGUUAACCUGGAAAUGACCUCUUACGAGGUUCCCAACUGGUCAUCAAAAAGUGGCGGUUAUGCUAUGUCUGCCUCUGGCCAGCUUAAUAUGCAGGGAUUACCGGAGACCCCCAGUAUAUUCUCGACUUUUAUUUCAAAACGGGAGCAGAGUGGAACAUCGCAGCUGCAUUCCGAAUUCGAUGUGGAGAAAAGAUAUGAACUGGCUGCAGAAGCCCAGCAGAUAAUUCUGGAUGAUGCGGCAUACAUGUUUAUUACCUACACUCCAAUUAACAUUGUAAGCAAGAGCGCCGUACAGGGUGCGACGAUGUAUCCGAUCGACUUUUAUCUCCUGGAUCGCAAUAUCCAGUACAUCGAGGCGAUCCGUACACACGUUAAACUAUCGAAGAAAGCUGCCUAUGCCAUGGCGGUGGACAUGCUCUCACAGAUGGGACUGGAUGACCCCGAGCGGAUGAUGAGUAUGUACCCCGUCCAGCUUAGUGGAGGCAUGAAGCAGCGAACGGCAAUUGCCAUGGCGGUAACGAUGGAGCCAGAACUGCUGCUUGCCGAUGAACCGACCAGUGCGCUGGAUGUAACCACUCAGGUUGAAGUGAUCAAACGAUUGACCAACCUUCGGGCAAGUCAGGGAACAGGGAUGAUCAUUGUGACGCACAAUAUCGCCGUUGCAGCCCAUAUGGCAGACUACAUCGGUGUAAUGCAGAACGGGUCGCUGGUUGAGGGCCAAGGAGCACAUUCAGCAUUGCAAUCGAUCAAUCUGAAGCUGUAUCCGGGAGGUGUCUCGGGAAUUGUAGGUGAGCGGAAGUGGCAGAGUACUUUGGCUAAAUACGUGACUCACCUGGAAAAGGCAACCUCCGGGCAGAUUAUCUAUCGUCAGCAGGAUAUUACUCCGACUGAUCAACGCAUGCAGGGUGAAAAGGAAAUUCAUCGUUUGCUGGAACUGGUGGGGCUGCCUGCUGCCAUUGCGGACAAGUAUCCACAUGAAAUCAGCGGUGGGGAGCAGCAGCGAGUGGUUAGUGCCCGGGCGAUCGGAGUGCAGCCGGAUGUAAUUAUAUUUGAUGAGGCUACCUCGGCACUCGAUGUUUCCAUUCAGCAGCAAAUUUUGCACCUGUUGGUCCGAGUGCGUAAGGAGAUGGGGAUUUCAUAUAUCUUCAUAUCGCAUGACCUGGCCGUGGUGCAGCAGGUUCGCCGAGUCGCACUGCGGUUAUGUACAAGGGAGAGAUCGUUGAAGUGUUGGAAAGUGCGCAGC
Molecule: messenger RNA, 1836 nt
Organism: Mesorhabditis spiculigera
Lineage: Eukaryota; Metazoa; Nematoda; Chromadorea; Rhabditida; Rhabditidae
Source: the annotation of a GenBank genome assembly